UGAAAAUCGCACGAAAACAAACAUUUAAAUGUGGCGUGAUUAUUUUUCGCGAUGGAAUUGUUGCUUCUGCAUCGAUCCACGACGCGGAGUUAUUGCUCUCGGAAUCAUCAGUUUACUCCUGCGACUUGUCCGAGCCGGAUUACUGACAUCUAUGAAUAUUGUGAGUUUACUUUUUCAAGAUGAACCGUAUUUGGAGUUCCUGAGGAUUGAUUUUGCAUUCGUAAUUAUUUUGGCUUGUGCUGCUGAUGGUCUUCUAGUUGUUGGAGCGAUCAAGGAAAUUCUGGAUAAUGUGAAAUGUUACAUUUAUAUCAGUUAUGUUGUGUUGACUUAUGAAAUGUUGAGCUCGAUUUUCUUGGUUGCAGUUGGAGGUUUGGAUUAUGUCGCGCUUUAUAUCGACUCAGUUGUUCUUUUUAUUUUUAAUUUUUACUGCUUGUUCAUGGCCUAUAGUUUAUACAGGACAUGGGCAUUACAGACGAGAAAACAUUACUUCGAUAAUGUCGUUUAUUAUAUUCCACACGAUGCGGAGAAUCAACCUUCACUAAAUCUAUAAAAAAAAUAUUUAUUCUUUAUUAAUGGAUUAAUGUGAUGAAAAUUUCUUAAGAAAAAUAUAAAAAUUAACUAAAAUUAUUGUUCUUUGUA
Culicoides brevitarsis is the source of this 639-nucleotide messenger RNA. RefSeq lists its product as uncharacterized. The record is from RefSeq and is a predicted model, not a curated record. Bases 29 to 550 code for a protein of 173 amino acids. The transcript is spliced from 3 exons. NCBI's taxonomy places the organism in Eukaryota, Metazoa, Arthropoda, Insecta, Diptera, Ceratopogonidae.